Lineus longissimus is the source of this 4107-nucleotide messenger RNA. RefSeq names its product tumor protein D54-like. Gene Ontology annotation, cellular component: cytoplasm. The transcript has 13 exons. The record is from RefSeq and is a predicted model, not a curated record. Lineage: Eukaryota; Metazoa; Nemertea; Pilidiophora; Heteronemertea; Lineidae. The coding region runs from base 80 to 1132 and encodes 350 amino acids.
AUUUCCGGAAGUUGAAGAGGACAACAUCACAAAUUUUAUCAUCAUAUUUUUGACUCAUAAGGCCCCUUAUUCUGCCAAAAUGGACCAGAGACUAACCGAGGAGAACAUGUACAUGAGCAACUCUGGGGCUGACAAUUUUUCCGAUGAUGAAGAAUCUGAGGUGAACACGGAUCGCUUGACUCGCGAUCGGACUUUUGAUAGCCUCGAUUCAGCUUCGCCAAUGUCCACAGAUCUUUCAGAUAUUAAUAUUACGCAGGAUAAUCAGUAUUUUGAGACUGCCGACAUCGCGCAGCCGGAUCUGACCUCAUCAGGCGACAAUGUUCAUUCCAUGGCUCUCGAUCCUGCGGAGGAGGAGAGGAAGAAGGAAGAACUGAGGGCGGAGCUCAAAAAGAUAGAAGAUGAGAUAAACGUCCUCCGUCCGGUGUUAGAGGGAAAAGUCAAACGUGCGCAAGCAUUAAAACGGGAACUCGGCAUCACGCCGCUCAACCAGGUUAAACACGAUAUCUCGGAAGGGGUGAAACAUCUUAAGGAAUCAACUGCGUACCAGAAGACUAGUGAAACUUUAUCGGCCGUAAAUGAAAAAAUUACACAGUCGGAAGUGUACAAAAAGACUAACGAAACGUUCGAAUCUAUUGAUAAGAGUGUUCGGGAUUCAGCUGCGUAUAAAAAGAUGAAUGAAAAACUGCAUGUCUGGAACGAAAAAGUCAAACAAUCGCCGACUUACCAAAGAACAAGUGAAAAAGUAUCGCACGCCAAAGAUAAGAUCCAACAAACGGGAGCAUACCAGAAGACCAACGUGGUCCUGCGGAGUGCGACUGAGAAGACCUCCUCAGCUCUUUCCACUGCUGGUGCUAGUGUGUCUCGGAAGUUAAGCGACAUUAGGAAUUCUAAUAAGUUCCGGUCCUUUGAGGAGCGAAUGGGUAGUGCUUACUCCAGCGUUAAGCGCUCUAAGUCUAUGGGCAUGCUACGUAUGCGAUCCACAUCGCAUGCCAUGCCUUCCCCCUCGUCCAAGGUCGUUGGGAGCAAAUCUGAGGACAACUUUGAGGACGUUCUUAACAGCACAGCGGCCGCCAAUGGGGGAGGACAACCCCAAACAGAACAACCGCUACCCGAGGAGAAAGUACCGCUUUAAAAACAUCAAUCCAACUUCGAUGCCAGUUUCCAUUUUCUAAAAACAAGUCAACAUUCGAAGUAAACUUUUCAUCAUGUGUGUUUGACUUUCUUGGGAAAGAGGUGACAAACUACAAAAUUCGAAAGAUAUUUUGAGUUUUGUAGUUUGUCACUUGGCCACACCUCAGUUGGUCUUGGUACUUAAAAUAUUAAAAUGCUGCAGUGAUUUCACAAGUAACAUGUCUGACCUGGUUGACUACAGUGCGAGCCUGUGUGGUAUUAAAAACUGUAUGAUCGUUGCUAUACUCUCUGUGGACAAGUGUACAGGCUAUAUCCCGGAACGGGACAAUUCCACGGAUAGAUACUUUUCAAUCCAUUGAACAUGUCAGAUUUGCUUAGGUCAGUGUGAGAUACCUGUGUCACAAAGGAAAUGGCCCCGUUCCAUGAUAUAAGUGAAUGUAGCCAGUAUGUCCACAGUGUUACUGCUUGUAUAAAGCUUUGUAUGCUUCUAAAACUGGUUCGGGGAAAAAUGUUACUUUAAUUCCUGACCUUUCAGCCCUAUAUUCUGAUUGGAAUCAUCCAAUUUAGUUGAUUGGAGGAGUCUAAUAAUAGAAUUUAGGGUGUUGAGGUUGCUCAAAUAAACAGGUGUUCUGAGAUGUUGAAUCUUCUUGUAUCCUCGAGAAUUAUUGAUGUUAGUCGGAAAUAAUUUUUCAUGGAUUAAUCGGUGAUCAGAUUGAUGUAUGAACGGUUCAGAUGUUGUUGUCGUUUCUGCGAUCUUUGCAUCAAUUAAAAGAGUGUUGUACAUAAUGUAUUACGAUGUGUUCUUAUGAAAAUGCUUGAGGCAAGCUUGUUCCCAGGACAUUGAUAUCCAUCUGUAGAUGAGGUUGAUUGUUGAUUGAACGGGCGAGGAUGCUGGGAGAAGAGAGCGAAAAUGUUUGACACCAAUAUGGCCAGUGCGCUCUUUCUUGAAUCAGGUCUUAUUUUGGAGUUUUCUGUCUCCUUGUGGGGUUGCCAUUUCCUGCCUGACAGGCCCAGACCUCCCAGUUUGAGUUGUCUCUCUUAGACUGGUGGCCUACCAGGGCUAUGGAGGCCAGUCUCCCCGAGGAAACAUUCAGCAAACUUCCCAUCUUGUAAUCCUGGAGGACAGUGUCCUGGCAAUAGGUUGUGUAUUUGGGUCCAAUGGUUGGCCCUGUCGGUGGGACCAGUGGAUAGUUUACGAUGUUAUCAGUUUCAAACAUUCAGACGUUAAUUUGUUUAAAACAUUGUAUGUUGUUCGGUUGUAAAUCUCUCUAUUCAAGAAUUUAUUUCCAUUUUGUAUUCUGAUUGAACUGUGAAUGCAGUUAGAAGUUGAUUGAAGUAUUUGCGGGAGCUUUGUGUUGCUUUCAGAGUGAGUUCAGGCACAUUCACUGCUGGUGCUUUUGCAUGAGAUAAGUCUUAUACUUAUUGGGAAGAGGUUACUUUGACAAAUUGAAUCGAAUCCUUUAAAAAAAUUGAAGUUUGCUCAGAUAGAAUGUGAGUAGCAAUGAUAUAGGGCCGAGGUCCAAAAAAUACAUCUUGGCCGAUCGGGGGUUAAAAUUCACAAAUUGAUCUACUCAUUUUCAAAUGAGCAUUUCUAACUUGUGUGAAGUUUAACCCUUGAAGCUUCAAGAUGAAAAAUAGGGGUUAAUACUGCAAACUGGGAAAUGUUCACUGUAAGUUGUAUUCUUUAUGAAAAGCUCUUCAAAGUCAUUACAAAAAGAUUCAGGAAAAGACAAGAUUUUGCUAUUAGAUGUGAAGCUCAGGUAGAUGAAUUUCAUACUAUGAUAGCUGACACGUGAAAUUCUUGCAAAAUGUUUCCCAGUUUACAGCAUUGUAUUACUUCAUUACUUCAUCACUAUAGAACCAGAAACAGUUCAAACUGUCCUUUAUAAUGAUUUUCUAAUCACGAUAGUAAUAUUGGGAAGGUGGUGGGGGUAUGACUGACAAUUAUUAUAACGAGAAGUUUUUGACACUUGGUCAUUGAACGAAACAAGUAGGAUACAAAAGAAUAUCCAGUUUAAAGAGUGUUUUGUUUUCACGCAUUUGGAAACUAUUAUCUUUCUGGAUUUUUAUCCUAGUCAUAUAGUGCUGCCAUCUAGUUGAUGGCUGGGCAACUAACACAUCGCCUAUAAAAAGACAGGUGCUGACUAUGGAAGGAGAAUGGCUGAUGUGGGUCACUUGUUGGUACAAACUUCAUCGUACAUACGUCUCGUCUUGAUGAGCGUCUGCCUCAAAAAUCAAUCAGAAAUAUCUGUACGGUCGCUCACUCAACAGGUUGAUCCCACAGCCUUAUCAGUCGCAGAGUAAUAAAUUCAAACCCUGCUCUGCAUCCUCUUGUGCGAGAUGUCCAAGCAACAAUCGUGACCUCUCUCAUGAUAUUUCCAGUAUCCCGUAAUCUCCAUAGUUACGCACUUCAGCCAUUCUCCUUGCUCCGUCUCAUAGGUUGUGUUAUGGUGUUUUUAUUUAAUUGACCCUGUCAUGUAUGAAGAGACUCCGGUCUUUAAAGUGUAUCAUUUGGUAGAUGCUUAGAUCAAUCCUUCUUUGCCCUCUGGUGGUUUUCUCAUGAACAUAAUUGACUAUUCACACUGUACUAACCCUUUAAGAACUGUUUAUCAUCAAAAUCAUAGUCCCCCCUGUGAAGGUGAGUCUGACCCGUAGUAGGCCAACCAUUACAUUGGGAAGAGCUGGUACCACAGACUCAAGUCUGUGCGGGUCCCAGUACCGAUUAAAGGCAGGCUUUGAAGUGAUUGAUCCAUUCAGUAGGAAAUGUAUUAUAUACCCUAACAUCAAAUGAACCGUUUCCUUACUGCUUACUGCCCAUUAGCGUAGCCAAUUACUUCCCUGAGAAAUCCACCAGUGUAGCACAUCUUUAAAUUAAUAUUCUCGGUGGCAGUGUAUGUGCUAAAACGGGAGACAACAUUGCUAAGGCUUGAACUUACUAUAGGAGAGUGUAAAUAAAUUUCAAUAUUAACAUGAAAA